AUGUCGUCGUUGGAAUGGCAGCACAUCGCGCACGUCUCCGAGUACAUCGGAUUCGGUCUUUCUCUCUGGAUCAACUCGACGUUGAUUUUUUUGAUCGUGAGGAAGUCGCGCAAGGAGUUGGGCAACUACCGUUACCUCAUGAUGUGCUUCUCCUUCUUCGCCAUCUUCUACUCGGCCAUCGACGUCUUCGUCCAACCUGUAUGCUAUUUCACAAACUUUCAAAAACUGCUGAAUUUCACAUUGUCGAAUCUGGUCUCAAAACAUGCCAAAUCUCUGUGGAAAAAAUAUUUGACCGGUCAAGGUUCGGAGGUUCAACAUUUCCGAUUAAGGUUCUCGUCUCUGGGCUCACGUAAAAUCACCAUAAAAACUGCAUUGAAAGAUACUCUCAGUCAGGAGUUUUGUCCCAAGUUCAAACAACUCCAUGGAUGGCUACAUUUCAGUUUAGCCAUUCAAAUAAAUUGUCUCCCUAUCUUUUGAGGAACAAUCUUUUGUCCUUAUGAAAAACCAGAGGAGUGCUUAAAGUUGGUUUCAGACUAUUCACAUUCAUGGGACGACUUUCAUGGUUUUCCAGUCUCUGGAGACGUUCGGCGUCCCAAAAACCGUUGGCGCUGCUCUUUGCGGUCUGUUUUGAAUGUAUUCAAAAAGUUAUGAAUGGCUUCAGCUCUCUAUUGCUCAUGUUACGGAAUGACGAUCGUACUGCUCGCCGUCCAUUUCGUGUAUCGCUACUUUGCUGUCUGCAGGUUGCUUACUCCCUUUGAAUCUCCAAUUCAAAAGAUCAAAAUUGUUUUGCUUCGGGUUACGGUGGUUGCGGUCUUUUUUCUGCUCAUCUAGGCGCGUGACUACAGUAGCCUCGUUUUAGUCAACUUUUGAAGUUUUUUUUUUAUCAUGUGAAACAUUGCAGGACACAUUUGCUUUUUCUCUUCGAAGGCUGGUUCUUCAUGAUCUGGCCGUGCAUCGUCAUCGGCUUCGGCACGGACUGGGGUCUCACCUCGUAUUUCCUUGAGCCUGAGACUCCGGCCUCGAAUGAAUAUGUCAAGUACAAAUGUGAUUGAGGACUCAAAAAGAAAAUUGAGCUGCAGAGAAACAAUUCUGGAGCACUACGCUUUACGGAUGGACCAGAUCGCCUAUGUUGGUCCUCACUAUUUUGUCAGUAAUGCUGAAACUCUAGAAAAAAAAACAAUAAAUUUAAAGAUGUACGAUAAGGAUGGCAAAAAGAGCUACAACGUCGUUUCGUGCCUGGGUAUUCUCAAUCUGAUGAAGAUUAUCGUAAGAUGAAGCACCCAGUUUUACGGACGAGGUCGCAGCGAGAGAAACGCUAUAUCGCGGGGGAGCCGCGAGCUAUAUCGCUCGCCUCUCGGCGCAAGGUCGCUCACAUCUCGCUGCUAUGUCGCUCUUUCAAAAAAAUUUUUUAGCUCGAUUGGGCUUUUUCUUGAUUUGCUUUCUAUGCUUCAUACUUUUUAUUGGGUUGUACAUGAUAACAUAUCGGUCUUUAUCAACCUUCUUUACUUUUUUUAUUUAAUAUAAACAAUAUAUUUAAAUGAAAAACUUGAGAGCAUUAAAGAAAUUUCCAAAUAAUUGAUGAUACAUUUUCGAAUUCGAAGUAAACUGAAAGUAUGUACAAAUCUGAAGAAGAUUGAAUUGAGGCGAAAGAGUGAAGCUUCAAGUAAGAAUAAAAAAGGACAAUAUGAGGAAAAACAUGUGUAUCGUUUAUUUUUCAUAGGAAAAAAAUGUGACUAGGAAAAGAGUAGUUUCAAUAAAAAAACAGAAAAAGUAAACCGAUUGUAAGCUCGUAGAUGAUCUUUAAAAAGUUCAAAUUAGAAAAUAAAGGAGGGAGGCUCGAAAUGAAAAAUGAAAGAAGUUUUGAAAAAAGAAAAAUUAAGCUAAACAAUCAGAUUGACCCUAAGUUCCCUUAAAAAUGUUACUGUAAGCUUUGACUUGAUAGUUUUCGGCAUAUCCUUCAUUUGCUGCGUCAAGAACUUUUUCUAAAUGAUAAAACCGGUAAAAAAAGAGAAAUACUGAAAAAGUCCAACCUUGAAUAAGAGAAUAACUCACAGGAGCGACUGUAUCAAGACAGCAGUUCGUGCUUUCUCGAAAUCAUGCCUCAUUUCUUCUUUUUCCUUACCCAUCGACGCCAAAGUGCAAAUCAUAUCUUCAAGCAAAAAUGGAUAUACUGUUUCAAAAAAAUAGUUUACCAAGAAUCUUAUUGAUUGUAUCCAAAAAGCAAAGUUUCGGUGCCAUCUCCCACGGAUCUUUUCUUGACUUUUAUUGAUCGAAAAAUGUUAGAUGUUUUUUUGAAGUACUAAUAACCUGAAAUUAUUGGUUAAAACAUGAUGCGAAAAAAAGGACUUUCAAAUUCAAGAAAGGUGUGCAGUGCCGUCAAAAAUAUACAAAAAAACGCUUUUUAAAUCACAACUUUCUUUAAUGGGAUUUCACCCUUUUGAAACUCUCUGGAAAUAUGAUGACUGUUGAUUGUAACACCGUGGUGAAAACUUAGAAACACAGCUGAAAAAAAGUUUCAGAAAGAUUGAGCUCUAUACGAGGAAGUUGUGAGCGAAAAAAAUAUUUUUUUCCUCUUCUGACGGUACUGUAUGAGCGUUACAUUAGUCGUAAAAAUUAACAUUUUAGAAAUAUUAAGUGAUAGACAUAAAAAAUCAGAGAGAAUAUAACACACGAAAAAUUAAACAAUUCAAGUAAAAAUUUUUGAUGGCACGUAAAUAGUGACCAAUCGAUAAUCCGCGACCUCGCGCCGAUAUCGCGCCGGGAGUUUGCUAGAGCUGAGCGAGAUGGCAGCGAGAUAUGUCGCUGCUAUGUCGCGCCACUCUCGCUGCGAUAUAGUCCACGAAACUGGGUGAGUUCUUCCAAACUUUGAAAAAAGCACUUUUUCAGGGAAUUUCCUUCGGAACCGUCUUCUUCUGUGGGAUAUCGACUUAUCGCAAAAUGCAGUCUCAAAGCAGCACCGCCACAAAAAAGACUAGGGACUUGCAGAAACAACUGUUCAAAGCGCUUGUCGUGCAGGUCUACGCAUGAUUCGAACGAAAAUUACCUGAAUAUUGUUACAGACAGUAAUUCCAGUCAUUUUCAUGUACAUUCCAGUGUCUAUUCUGUUUAUCUCGCCCUUUUUUGAACUGGAAAUCGGUGCCGCCACUAGUUUCGUCGCAGUCACGUUGGCACUCUAUCCUGCUCUAGAUCCCCUGGCCGUAAUUUACUUCGUCAGAGACUACCGAAACGCUGUUGCCCGUGAGUUUCCAUGAAUCUAAUUGCUUCAUUUGAAAAAUGGCUUCAGAAUGGCUCUGUACUCCACGCAAGUACACGCAGAACAUUGGCCCGACGCCGGUCAGCGAAUCAACUGGCGGCCUCACACGUCAACAGACAGCCGACAAUCACAUUUGA
Caenorhabditis auriculariae is the source of this 3390-nucleotide messenger RNA. The record is from the annotation of a GenBank genome assembly. NCBI's taxonomy places the organism in Eukaryota, Metazoa, Nematoda, Chromadorea, Rhabditida, Rhabditidae.